This is a messenger RNA of Zasmidium cellare ATCC 36951, 543 nucleotides long. RefSeq lists its product as uncharacterized. Bases 1 to 543 code for a protein of 180 amino acids. Lineage: Eukaryota; Fungi; Ascomycota; Dothideomycetes; Mycosphaerellales; Mycosphaerellaceae. The record is from RefSeq and is a predicted model, not a curated record. Gene Ontology annotation, cellular component: TRC complex. The transcript has a single exon. Gene Ontology annotation, biological process: post-translational protein targeting to endoplasmic reticulum membrane.
AUGGCCACAGAACCGAUCAUCCCAUUGCCGCCUCGCGAGCUCGAAGAGAUCCAGAUCAUCGACAAUUCGCUCUCCUUCCCGACCUUUACAUCGCACACCGCAUGGGCACUAGGGUCACUUCUACGAACCAAGCUGCUCGCCUUUUCGAAACCGGUCGUUAUCGACAUCAGCCUGGCGAACAACAACCACUGCUUGUUCCAUGCUACUACGCACUCUGGAACCGCUCCUGACAAUGACUUCUGGGUAGCGCGCAAAAGGAAUACAGUCUUGCGAUUUGGCAGUUCGACAUGGUACAUGCACAACAAGUUCAAGGGAGACGAGGAGGCUUUCGCAGCGAAGUUUGCUCUUGGUCACAGAGCUGGAGAGUAUGCGAUCCACGGCGGAGGGUUCCCAAUCAGGGUGCAGGGCGUGGAGGGUGUUGUCGCUGUGGUUGUGGUAUCUGGAUUGAAGCAAGAGCAAGACCACGGCAUUAUUGUGCAAGCGGUUCAGGAAUACUUGGAGGAGCUAGGCAUUGAGAUGGGUGAAAAGAAAAAGGAAGACUGA